Molecule: messenger RNA, 369 nt
Organism: Auxenochlorella protothecoides
Lineage: Eukaryota; Viridiplantae; Chlorophyta; Trebouxiophyceae; Chlorellales; Chlorellaceae
Product: Transcription initiation factor IIA subunit 2
Exons: 3
Coding region: 1-369 (122 amino acids)
Biological process (GO): transcription initiation at RNA polymerase II promoter; RNA polymerase II preinitiation complex assembly
Cellular component (GO): transcription factor TFIIA complex
Molecular function (GO): RNA polymerase II general transcription initiation factor activity; TBP-class protein binding
Source: RefSeq, a predicted model, not a curated record
AUGACCGAUGCGCUGUACCGCAGCUCCAGCAUUGGGGAGAGCCUCAUGGGCGCUCUCAAACUGCUUCAGGACGAUGGCAAGAUCUCUGAUGUUCUGGCGAUGCGAGUCAUCCAGGAGUUCGAUGCCGCAAUACUGAGGGCUCUAGAUAAGCGAGUCACCGCCAAGUCAUCAUUCAAGGGCCAGCUCGACACGUAUCGAUACUGCGACAACGUCUGGGACUUUGAGCUGCGGGACGUGAUUCUGAAGCUGAGCCCCACACAGGGCUCCAGCAAGCGGGAUGAGCUGGAGCUGGCAGCGAAGCACAUGAGGCUCAUCCUGGUGGACAGCAAGGUCGUCACAGCAGCGGCGGGGCAGCAUGCUGCAGGGUGA